Messenger RNA from Sarcophilus harrisii (Tasmanian devil), 2266 nucleotides. It is a transcript of the gene IFNAR1, whose product is annotated as interferon alpha and beta receptor subunit 1. Gene Ontology annotation, molecular function: protein binding. The record is from RefSeq and is a predicted model, not a curated record. NCBI's taxonomy places the organism in Eukaryota, Metazoa, Chordata, Mammalia, Dasyuromorphia, Dasyuridae.
GUCACGUGGCAGAAAGAGGACGUCCUAGGGCGGGACAGUACCGGAAAGGGGGAAAGAGGGGGGACUUUUGCUCCUCCUCCCCUCUCAGGCUUUCCUGCUCUUCUCGCCGCAGGGUUGCUAGUUGUUACGCACGCUGGGCGCAAGCGCAAAAGAGAAACGAGCCAGCCACAUUCUGCUGCACUUUACCCAGCCCAGGGCUCCCAAUGCUUCCAAAAAUCGUUCUCUUUUGAGGAUGUAACCCCGAAAGCGGUGGCGGCUUUGCCACCGGCCAGGACGAUGCUCUACUUGAUCCUGUCUGUGGUCCUGGUGCUGCUGGUCGCCUCCGGAGAGUUGUCGCUCUUCCCCUUCGCCACUGGUGAGCCUCCCAGAGAGGAGGGCGUCUUAAGGAGAAAAGGUGAAAAGACCCUAAAGACUCCUCAAAAUGUAAGCGUUGAGAUUAUAGAUCAUAAUUUUAUCCUGAAAUGGAACUGGGACAAUGAGCCUACAAGCGAUGUUACUUUUUCAGCAUAUUACCAAAAAUUAGAGUCUGGUAAGAUGAACAAUUGGAUCAAAUUGAUUGGAUGUCAAAAUAUCAUUGGCACUAAAUACAACUUUACUUUAACUAAUUUAAAUAUAUUUGAAAAAAUUAGAGAACAUAUAAGAUCUGAAAAAGGACAAGAAACAUCAUCAUGGAAUGUUAUCCAGUUUGCACCAUUUCAGAUAGCACAAAUUGGUCCUCCAGAAGUACAAUUAGAAGCUGAAGAUCCAUCAAUAAAAAUAAACAUCUCUCUUCCAGGAACAGCAAAUAGUAGUGUGUGGGCUACUGAUAUCUCAAAUUUUACAUGCAGUUUAAUUAUUUGGAAAAACUCUUCAGGUGUAGAAAAAAUCCGUCAUAAUGUUUUUUCCAGAGAUAAAAUUAAUAAUCUUUCACCAGAAACCACUUAUUGUUUAAAAGUUCAAGCAAGAUUACCUAUACUGAAAAAAAUUGGUUCCUACAAUCCAAUAUUUUGUAUAAAUAUUACAGCUAAACAUAAAUUACCUCGUCCAGAAAAUGUAGAAGUUGAUCCUAUAAAUAACUAUAUUCUUAAAUGGAACUAUCCAUAUGAAAACAUGAAGUUUCAAGUUCAGUAUCUCCUUGGUUAUUUUAAAAGAAUUUCAACUGACUACUCAGAUAAAUGGAAAAAUGUAUCUGCUUGUGAAAAUAUCAGAAGUAGAUAUUGUAACUUAUCAAAAGUAAUCACCAAAGAUGGAAUUUAUUACCUACGUGUACAAGCUUUGAAUGGAACUAUCACAUCUCUUUGGUCUGCUGAAAAAAAAUUUGAUACUAGAACAAAAAUCAGAAUAGGUCCUCCAAGCAUAGAAGUGAAACCCAAUGAGGAUUCAUUCUUUGUCUACAUUACUGUUCCAGGAGAAUCUGAAAAAAAACCAUUGAGUCAGGAUUAUUCACUAAUUUAUGAAGUUACUUACUGGGAAAAUGAUUCAAAUAUUGAGCACAAAAUGAAGGGAAAACAGAAAUUACUUAAAGUUUCUAAUUUGAAGUCCCUGGUUGUGUAUUGUUUCAAAGCCAGAGCACUUCUUGAUGAUGAUAGCAACAAAAGCACUCAAUUUGGCAAUGUUGUAUGCAGUAAAAUAACACCAGGUAAACAACAAAAAACUUGGAUUAUAGUCAUUUGCUUUUUAAUUAUUAUUGGACUGAUCUUCAUAUCUUUUUGUUUAAAAGUUCUACUAAAAUUGGUAAAAUAUGUGUUCUAUCCAUCUUGCAAACCUCCUUCAAAUAUGUAUGAGGGAUUGUUUGAUCAGCCAUUGAAAAGUCUUCUUAUCACUUCAGAAGAGCAAACAGAAAUCUGUAUAAUUGAAAAAAUAAAUAUUAUUGAAUUAGAAGAAACAAAUAAAAAUGGAAAAAAUGAUGACAUUUGCAGCAAGCAAGACAAUCAUGAUUCAGGAAACUGUUCCAAUGAGGAUGAUAGUAAUAAAAUAACUGAAGAAACCCUACAACAGGAAACUGUGCAGCAGUAAACACUCUAAUGUAUCAUCUUGUCAUCGUUCAGAUUGGGAGCCUAAGUCCAAUGUCUUUCUAAAUAAUUCUGAUUUCAGAAGAGAAAUGUAAAAUCCUUUUAAAAAAACCACAAAAAACUUUCCUCUCUUCUGCUAUUACAAAGGGAGUCUGGGAAAACUACUGAGAAGAAACUAAAAAACUCAUUCUAAACAGCAUGCCAUCCAUAUUCUAUGUCAUUGGGAGCCAACUAAAAAUUUUGCUUUGUUUUAAAACAGCCUUAAAUACCAAAAA